UCGUAUAAGUUCUUUAUCGAUAUCAUAACCUAUCGAAAUCGUUGAAGAACCACUGUUCGAAAUGUUCAAUUGAAUUGAAGUUAGCUACAGAGCUUGUCAAAUUCUAGGAAAAAUUUCUGUUGUCGUUGUCCUUUGCCGAAAUACAUCAUUAAAGUAAUAUUAUUCUGUAAAUUAUAUAAAUUUAUAAUUUGUAAUUGAUAUUGCCACAAAUUAUAAAAUAUGGGUACUUGGCAAUUAGAAAUUUUUAAAAUGUCAUUAUAUAUGGCCUUUCCUGUAACAAUGUUUCAUUAUUUUAAUCAACCAGGAAAUUAUGAGCAUUGGGUUAAUAAGGUAAGGGAAGAAUAUUAUCCUAAAGAGAAUAAAGAACAUCGCAGACUAAUAGAAGAAAGUAUAAAAUUACAUAAUCAAAAGAUUGAAGAAAAGGAAUUGGAACUUAUGCAACAAGCUAUUAAAAAGAAUAAUCUAUGAAUUUAGAAGUACUGUACACUAUGUAGAUAUAUAUUUUUCGUCCCUUUUUUAUUAUUGUGAACUGUGUAUAUUAUGCGUAUGUACUUUGUGAUGGAAGAGAUGGUUUAUUAAAUAUCUUUAUUAAAAAUGA
Polistes dominula (European paper wasp) is the source of this 598-nucleotide messenger RNA. Its product is annotated as protein PET100 homolog, mitochondrial. Lineage: Eukaryota; Metazoa; Arthropoda; Insecta; Hymenoptera; Vespidae. The record is from RefSeq and is a predicted model, not a curated record. Gene Ontology annotation, biological process: mitochondrial respiratory chain complex IV assembly. Gene Ontology annotation, cellular component: mitochondrial inner membrane; mitochondrion.